Molecule: messenger RNA, 10756 nt
Organism: Patella vulgata (common limpet)
Lineage: Eukaryota; Metazoa; Mollusca; Gastropoda; Patellidae
Product: leucine-rich repeat serine/threonine-protein kinase 2
Exons: 62
Coding region: 5-7408 (2467 amino acids)
Biological process (GO): protein phosphorylation
Molecular function (GO): ATP binding; protein binding; GTP binding
Source: RefSeq, a predicted model, not a curated record
UGUAAUGGAAGUCUUACAGAAUAAUAUAUCAGAUCCAGAAAUUCAUAAAGGAGGAAUGAAAAUAUUUUCCUGUCUUCUGGAAGAUGAUUAUAUAAAAAUGCAGCUAAAGUCUGAAGGAAGAUUAUAUGAAGUAUUAGAUAUGGUUUUUAAAAGUAUUGCUGUAUUUAAGGAUGAUGAAGGAAUUCAAUUUUAUGCCUUUGCAUCUCUGGCACAUUUACUAAGAUUUGAUGAUGAAACCAAGAAAGAAAUGAUGAAGAAAUAUUAUCAACUAGUGAUGGAUUCUCUGUCUAUUAAUAGUUCUAAACCAGAUAUUGUAGAGAAGAUAUUAAUUAUCAUAAACAUACUAGCUCAUAAUGAAGAAUGCCAUACAAAAUUAGUGAUUGAAAAUGUCCAUUUAAAGUUGAUGCAGUUUGUAAAAUCAGCAGUUGAUGAUAUUGUAAAGUCCAGUCUGGAAAUUUUGGUUCUUCUUUCGUCUUCAGAAACAGUUUGUAAUGAUGAAGUUCAGUCUGGUUUUAUGAUGGAUAUUCUGUUUCCAACACUGAUUAGUCAACCAGAAGAAGCUGAGAUACAGAUGCUGGGUUUAGAAAUAUUCCAAUUUACCGCUUCUGAACUAUUUAAAGACCUUGACACUGCCGAUUUAGCAUCUAAUUGGACUCGUGUUAUAUACACCAGUAUGUCACAACACUUAGAUUCACCUCUGGUACAGAAAUCUUCUUGUAUGGCUUUGAGUAAAUUAUUAUGCUGUAAACCUGAAGCAUAUAUGUGGAUUGGGGAAAGCACAGAUUUAAAACAAUAUCCCCUUCACUCAUUGUGUCUAGGUACCUUGUUGAUGUAUUCUAAAUUUGAAGAACUGUAUGCAGCAGCCUGUGAUUGUUUUUUCUACUUAGCUGCUGAUAAUGAUGCAUUAUGUAAAAAUUUAAUACAAAAGAAUUCUCACUUUGCUAUAAUUGAGGGAAUGAAGUUGCAUUUAUCCUCCCCAGUUGCUCUAGCAUCAUCCUGUCGUGCUCUAAGAGGCUUAUGUAUAUUUCAUGAUGAUAACAAGUUGAUUGUAUCGGAAUAUGAUGAUGUAUUACAAAUAUUGGUGACUAUAUUACGGCGGUAUGGACAAGAUAUUGGAGUGUUAAGUGAAGUUGUAAGCACUAUUACGUGUUUGGCUGAUAUUGAUGUAAUAAGACAUCAAUGUAUUGUAGAGAAGGUACAUCUACAUAUAUUAAGUAUAUUAGAUAAUUUCCCCGAUGAUAGGAUUAUACAGGAAGCUGGUAUAGAGGCUAUAGCUGUUCUAGGAGGAGCAGCCAGUGGAGCUGAGGUGCUGAAUUAUUACAGAGCUGUUGAAAAAAUCAUCAGAGGAUUGCUCAACUUUCAAUACUAUAUUAACAUACAGAAGAAAGGAUUAAUAGCUAUACAGAUUUUGGCUGAUAAUGAUGUACUUAAAUCACCAGAUAUGUGUACAGAAUUAGCACAAGUUAUACGCAUGAUAAUGUUCACACAUAAAUCAGUCUCCAGUAUACAGAGAGAGGCAGUGGUUUUGAUGCAGAUUUUAGCCGAGAAAGGUAGACCAAUGAGUGAAGUACUGGUUAAACAAGACUGUCACGAAAUACUCUUUCAGAUAUUAGAGAGAUAUGAUGACGAUAGAGGGUUACAUGAUUUAGCCAGUGAAUGUUUAUAUGUUAUUGGUUGUGAACAGAAUCUGAAAUCGUCCAUGUUAUUAGCAGCAUGUGCCAAGGGUUUCUUAGCGGGUGUAGAAUGUUUAUUAGAAAUUGGUUCGGAUGUAAAUAUUGGGGAAGGACAAGAAACACCAUUAUAUUUUGCGGUCAAGAAUCAAGAUGAGAAUAUGGUUAGAUUAUUAUUAAAACAUGAAGUAACAGAUGUCCGAACGCCAUUACGACAUAGUUUAGAUAAACAGUAUCAUUAUAUAACCAGUUUGUUAUUACCGUAUGUAGACCAGGAUCAUGAUCUAAGGAAAGCUGGUACUGUUAUAUGGAAUGAUUUUGGAUUGGGUAAUUUAAGACCAGAGUGGUUUUUAUCUACAUUUGGUGGACAAAAAGAAACAAGACCUUCUCCAGGAGCAGGGAAGAAUCUGUUUGCCAAAAUCAAAAAAAGUGAACAAAAACGAACCAAACGCUUGAGCCAUUCUCCUAGUGAUUCCUAUCUAGAGAUAAUGAGACAUCAAUGUUGGCGAGUUCGUAGGAAUAAUUGUGAUUUUAUUAAACAUAAAGCUGAAAUUGUCCGAAAUAUCAGAGAAGCUGAAGAUCUCAAAUCAAACACCAAAAGAGCAAAAAGCUUUCCAAAAAGAUUUUAUCGCCAAGGUGGUGAUGAAACUAAGAAAUCUUCCAGUCCUACAAGCGAUUCUCCACCGAAAGAUAAAAUCGAACCUGCUUUCAUCAUUCCUAUACCCGAUGAUCCAUUAUUUGAGCAUUCUGAAGAUGAGUGGGAAGAUUGGAAAAAGACAACUUUAACUGGGGCUAAUAUCCCUUUUAGUCCAUCUGAUCCCAGACGACAGAAAGGAAAAACAAAAAGGAAAGGAAUGGUUGCACCUCCAGUAAAAUGGCAACGGAAAUAUACACAGAUUGAAGAUCCUACUUACACUGGACAAACCUCAAGACAAACCUUGGAACAAUCCUCUAUACGAGAAUCUUCGGAUCUUAGUUCUGAAUCAUCUGGUCUUUUUUCUAUUGAUUUUAAUGAAGACAGAUCAAGAUUUAGUGUUUGUGAUACAUGUACAGAAAUGGAAACCAGUAUUGACGAUAAUUUGGAACACGAUUUUAUGAUAACACCAGAAUUUACUAUGAAAUGUCUGGAUGUGUCUUCUAAUAAAAUAUCAACGUUUAGUCAACUAGUGGAACAAGGAGAAGAAUUCUUAGAACAUUUUAAUCAGCUGCAGAGAUUGAUAGCUUCAAAUAAUACCAUUUCACAGUUUCCAAUGAAAUUUAGCCAACAAUUAACAAACCUGACAACACUAGAUUUAAAGAAUAACCACCUGACAGCCUUUCCUGUUGAAUUAUCAGCUUGUCCCUGUCUGUCUACUGUAGAUUUAACUAAAAAUCAAAUACAAGUUUUUGGCCUGAAGAAACCAUUUGUGACCUUCAGUAUCCGAGACCUGACCUUGAUAUCAAAUGGAUUGAAGGAAUUCCCUAAUUACUUAUACAAGAUUAUGCCACAUUUGGAAAAAUUGAAAUUAUCAAAAAAUAAUCUAGAUGGUGUACUAGAUUCACCGCUACACCUGCCAGAGUUACGCAAUCUAGAUCUAUCCCACAAUUCCUUGAAAGUCAUUGGAGAUAAAUUUUUCACGAAUUGCAUUAAACUGGAAACUUUCGCCAUAGCAAACAAUGGAUUAGAAACUUUACCAAGUGAAGACAUAUCCAAAUCUUUAGCCAGACUUUAUCAACUUCGUCUCAACAAAAAUAAUCUUUAUGGGAAGGAGCCGUUCUAUGUUCCAAAAUUUGUUUUAGAAUUACCUAGCUUACGUUUAAUAGAAUUAUGUGAUAAUGGUUUAACUGGUUUUCCUGCUCCCUCUGUUUGGAAGUCACCAAUAUUGAAAGAAGUUAUAUUUUCAAGAAAUUUGAUUAGCAAGUUGAAUCUUGAAGGUGCUAAAGCUUGGAGUAAAUUAGAAAAACUUCAUAUUUCACACAACAGAUUAUCAGAACUACCCCGAGAGAUUGGUCAGUUGAUAUCUCUUCAGUCGUUUGAUUUUAGUCAUAAUAAAACAUUAACAACAUUACCAGAUGAAUUAGGAAGAUGCUCUAGAUUAUGGGAGAUGCCAACUGAUGGCUGUAAUAUCGAUCUAGCUGAUAGCUUAUUAAAGGGGAGAGUUCGAGAUCUCAUCAUAUAUCUACAUAAUAGACUUAAAAAGGCUCAACGUUAUUUUUGUAUGAAACUUAUGGUUGUUGGUUAUGGUGGUAGAGGGAAGACAACUCUAUUAAGAGCUUUAUGUAAGAAAUAUAAAAAAUCGGCAGAGGAUCGACCAACAGUUGGAGUGAUUGUUAAUGAUUGGAAAUAUGAAAGACAUAAAUUUGGGAAGAAUUGUGCAUACACCAUCAGAACAUGGGAUUUUGCUGGUCAGGAAGACUUUUACAGCACACAUCAGUGUUUUUUAUCAAAUAGAGCUGUGUAUUUAAUUGUGUAUGAUGUAAGUCGAGGUGUAAGUGAAAUAGAUCGUCUACAACCAUGGUUAUCUAAUAUAUUAGCCCGAGCACCAGCUUGUCCUGUCAUUGUUGUAGGAACACACUAUGAUCGACUUAAUCCUGAUGAAUAUGAAAAAGUACAAGAAAUUGAACAGAAGUUGCAUGUUUUAAGCAAUAAACCAGGCUACCCUGUGAUAUUAUUACGUGCUAUGGUUGACUGUUCGAAAGAAACACCAGAAAUGGAAGAACUACGACGGAGAGUUAAAGAUACUAUUGAUAAUUUUAAAGUCAAAGGAAAACCAGUUAUGGGUCAGAAAGUUCCAGCUAGUUAUGUGAAACUUUCUGAGCUUCUAUCAGAAGAAGCUAAAAAUCCUGAGUCCAAUCUGCCAGUACUACGUAGAAAUCAACUAUUGAAAAUAGUACAAAAUGCUGGACUUGAUCUUGAUGAAGAAGAACUUGAUCAAGCUGUUUGGUUUUUACAUGAAACUGGUGUUUUACUACAUUAUAAUGAAUCAGCCUUACAGCUACGAGAUUUUUAUUUCAUCAAUCCAGGAUGGUUGUGUAGAAUGAUGGCUCAGGUUGUCACAGUUCCACAAAUUAAUCCAUUUAUAAGUCCACAAGGGAUAAUGAAGAAAGAUUCUGCCAAGUGGUUGUUUACUGGUAAAACUGUUGGUGAUGAAACACAUUUUAAAUUUCCACAUCAACUUAUACCCCAGUAUCUACGUCUCUUAGAAAAGUUUGAGAUAGCACUACCUCGUAACAAUGAUGAACUGAUGAUACCAUGUCGACUUCCUGCAGAAAGACCAGUUCUAAAGAUAAAUGUACAUGCUUUACCAAAAGAUGAUAAAAUAAGUCGUAUUUACGUAAUGCCAUCUGCACCUAUUGGUUUCUGGUCCAGAUUAAUAACACGACUUGUUGUCUUUUCACAUAGUUCUGUUGCAGAGAUAUUACUACAGUUAAGUGUCGAACCUGUUGUGCAAUAUUGGAGAGAAGGAAUUUUUGUAGCAUGGCCUAAGUAUGCUUAUUUUCUGGUUGAUUCUGCUAAAGAUAAUGAUGAAGAGUUACAUAUAACUGUACCUUCAACUACCUUUGGUUACAGAUUACUGGGUUAUCUUGUGGAUCAUGUUGAUGCGUUAGUUGAUGAAUGGUAUCCUGGUUUAACAGGUAUUGAUCCUGUAUUAGGACGGGAAUUAUUACAGAAAUUUGCUCAGUGCUAUCGGUGCACAGAAAAACCAAAGAGAUUUCUCGUAUCUGAGAUAAUUAUUCAGUCAGAAACUAGUGAUGAAAUUUACUGUCCAAAACACAAAGGAAACAUUGAACUUGGCCAUCUGGCUCCAGAUGUCAUGUUAACAGAUUUAGAGAGUCAUUUCCAGUUAGAUAUGAAUGAAUUUGAAUUCAAGGACAGCCCAGAGAAUUUACUAGGAGAUGGUGGAUUUGGUUGUGUCUUUAAAGCUGUUUAUAAAAAACAGAUUGUAGCAGCUAAAGUAUUUAGUGCUGUUGGUGAUGACCAUCCACAUAAAAUGUUGAGACAAGAGGUGAAUAUUUUACGAAGAUUGAACCAUCCUAAUGUUUUAUCAUUAACCGCUGUUGGUCUUCGUCCAGCCAGAUUAGUAUUACUAGAAUUUGCUCCUGUUGGUUCUCUUGGAAAUGUGUUACGUAAUAGACAGCCAUUAAGUAGAAUUUUACAACAUAAAAUAGCAUCUCAGAUAUGUGAAGGGAUGUGUUAUCUACAUAAACUAAUGGUAGUAUAUAGAGACAUGAAACCAGAUAACGUACUUAUAUUUAGUCUUUCAUCAAGUGCCAAGAUUAAUGCUAAAAUAUCUGAUUAUGGAAUAUCCAGAUUUUCGACAUUAUAUGGUUUAACAGCACAAGAAGGUACACCUGCUUAUAGAGCACCUGAAGUAAUUAGAGGUGAAACAUACUCAUUUCAGGCUGAUGUAUUUUCGUUUGGUAUAACUCUAUAUGUCAUGGUAACAGGAGGUCAACAUCCAUAUGAUGAACUCGAGUUCCAGAGUGAGAAGGACAAAGCUUUUGCUGAAAAUCUGCCGAUUCCACCGAUUACUAAACGUGGAAUUAAACCGUGGCCUGACAUGCAGGAAGUAAUUAAUCAGUGUUUACAACAAGUACCAGAUUAUAGACCACAGUCAAAGGAAGUAUGUAGAAAAUUGCGAUCAGCUGAGUUAUAUUGUUUGAGAGAAUUUCGACCAAUAUCUGUGGGCACAACUGUAGAAUGUAUGGCAUAUCAGCCAAUAGAUGAGGAAGAAACCAAACUAUGGAUAGCCAGUGGUGACAAUGAUUAUAUGCAAUUUGGUUGGUUUAAUUUAUUAGAUUAUAGAGAUGAAUUUAAGGGUGCCAUGUUUCCGUAUGGUAGAAUAUUAUGUAUGUUACCAGUUGAUCCAGAACAUAUUUUACUUGGUACACAGAUUGGCAAAAUAUUUGUAUUUGAUACAAUAACAAGAGAGAUAAGUAAUUCUACAGAAGUUCUUUCAGAUUCAGUUUUAUCUCUACAUCUUGUUAAAAGGUCAGAUGAAAAUGAUGUUAUAUUUGCUGGAUUAGCCAAUGGGAGAUUAGCAUUCUUUCCAGUAUCAGAAAUAUUACAGGAACCAGACACACAGCCAUUACCCCCGAUGAUUAUUGGGAAAGGUUACGACCCUGUAUGUUGUAUCUUAAAGUAUAAGAAUAAAACAAUUGCAUCUUGUGGUUCACAGAUUGUAAUAUUAGCUAGUAAGGGUAUGGCUGUUGAAAAGAUGUUUGAUACCGAUGAGGAAAGUAAGAACAAUUUUAGAAAACCUAUUCUAACAAUGACAUUAGGGAAACAUCUGUAUAUAUCUAAACGACAGUGUAGUGUGGUGGAAGUCUGGGAUAUAUCGAAAGGUAAACGUAGGGAUCGUGGUGAUUGUAAUAUACAGACUAUUUUCAACCUGCCCAAAAAUGAUUCAAGAAUUACAGCGAUGGUGCUUCAAGAUAAAGUAUUAUGGAUUGGUACAGGUGGUGGUCAGAUAGUUAUAGUUGACAGUUUGUUAUUAUCUCCCCUUGUUUCUACUGCACGUCACACAGCUUCUAUUAGAUGUCUCAUGUGUAUUAAAUUACAAGCGGAGAAUGAUAAAGAUUGUGUGAUAUUAAGUGGUGGAUUAGGAUUUCGUAACAGACCAGAUUCAGAUAUUGAUAAAGAUAACCAGUAUGGUUGUAUAGCUGUAUGGGAUUCCAUUCUACCACAAAUGGUGAAAAAUGAUGAUAAAAGUUUAACUCUCAGAUUUCACAAAAGACGGAGAUCUGUAAGCAGUUAAAAUAAUUGUUGGACCGUAAAAUGUUUGGUAGUGAUGUGAUUCUGGAUUUUAUCAACAAUUUCAAUAACUAUAAUGUUUACAUCUAUGGUACUCAAAAUAGAAGUUAAAUUUACCAGCUCAAAUUUGCAAUUUGCUAGGACAAAAAUGCAAGGUACUUAGAGGAGUGAGUUGUAGUGCCAAUUUAAUUUGGUACAAAUGUACAACUCACUCCUUUUUCAGAAGUUUCCAUGAUUAUCCACAUCUGUAAAUCUAAAUUAAGAAAUUUGCUGAUAUUCAAGGUUGCGUUAAGUAACUGGAUAGAGAAAUAAACUAUACCACGUACUUAUGGGAGAACAAUUACUGAUUUAUUUGGGUUACGUUUUGAAGAGUAUUUGCUCUACACAUUUGUUAAGUACAAUUUUGUUUAUGUCCAGUAACUACAAGCUUUGUUUAUGUACACUAACUACAGAUUUUGUUCAUGUCAUGUAACUACAAGUUUUGUUCAUGUCACAUCACUACAAGCUAUGUUCAAUGUUCAUGCCACAUACUUACCAGCUAUGUUCAUACCAACUAAAUACAAGCUGUGUUCAUGCCAACUAACUACAAGCUGUGUUCAUGCCAACUAACUACAAGCUGUGUUCAUGCCAACUAACUACAAGCCAUGUUCAUGCCAACUAACUACAAGCUGUGUUCCUAUGAAUUGACUACAGGCUUAGUUAAUGCCAAUUAACUACAGACUUUGUUUAUGCCAAUUAACUAAAGAAAAUUACAAACUUUGUUCAUGUCAAAUAAUUACAAACUUUGUUCAUGUACAGUAACUACAAGCUUUGUCCAUGUACAUUAACUAGAAACUGUGUUCCUAUGAACAAACUACCAGUUCAGACUUUGUCCAUGUCAAGCUACUACAUCCUGUGUUCAUGUCAAAUAACUACAAACUUUGUUCACAUCAAAAAACUACAAACUAUAUAUGUUCAUGUACAGUAACUGAAAUGAUGUGAUCCCUCUGGUUAUAUCUAUUUAGAGAGGACAAUUUCUUGCAAAAAAUAAUAUGUGCCAAAAUUUUUUAAAUAUAUGAAAUUAUAAAUAAACAGGUAAAUGAAUUAAUAAACCUAUACAUAUAAACUUAGCCAUCUUUGUGUUCUCAUAAGUGUGUUCAGUCAUCUUUAUCAUAUUGUUUUAUUUCACAUUCAUGUUGUUGGUUGCUGUCUAUUUUUAUGGUUUGGUAAUCAGGGGAGAAUCCAGAGGGGGGUUUGGGGGGUCCCCCCUCCCCCUGCUCAGCCACAUAAAUUUUUUUGUAAAACAACCUUUUUUUAUGAGAAAAGUGUCAUAAUUGUGCUUUAUCCUUUAUGGUCAGAUGGUGCGACAGGAUGGGCACUCAAAGCGUGAGAUAAUGAUAUAGACAUAUGGGAUAUCACAAUUAAUGCUUUGCAUCAAUAAAAUUGAAUCACAAUGUCAUCAUAUUAAUUCAUAAUAAAAAUUGACAUCAAACAGGAUGUUGGAUUUCUCUAUUUAAAAAGCUCAAUGUGUAUGUAUAUACGCCAAAAUGACGAUAGAGACCAUGUAUUUCUCAAAAAAUUUCAAGCCGAGGGGGGGGGGGGAUACAUUUUCUCAGGAACCUGGCAAACCCCCUCCUGCAAAAAUUCCUGGAUCCGCCCCUGGUAAUAUCCCAAAAUAAAACAAAAGUAAUCCAUAGAUACCAUUCAUUGUGUAAAUCAGGAUAAAAUGUGUUUCUAUUGAAUAUGUGUGUAAAUUUUUGUAUAUUGAAUAUGUGUGUAAAUUUUUGUAUAUUGAUUGCAUGUAUAAAAUUGUUUAUAUUAUUAUUGAACAUGUGUAUAAAUUUUUUAUAUAUUAAAUAUGUGUAUAAAAUGUUUGUAUAUGGAUUGCAUGUAUAAAGUUGUUUAUGUACUCUUCAAAAAAAGUAGGGGAUAUUGAAAUGCAAAUACCUAUGCAGGUUGUGAUAUGAUAAAUAGUCAUGGACACUUGACAUGCUUUGAGAGUAUGUUCACAGAUGAAGAACUUAUCGCCCCAACAGAACCACUGUGCUGCAUGUGCAGCACGCAAUAGCGCCAUACACGUGGGAGGAGUUCAUUGUCAAAUUUGACAUUUCAAGGAAGGGUUGAUGAAAACUGCCACUUGCUGGUUUAUCCUAUCCAUGUUUGCUUUCCUAUCGGUUCUUGCAUAAGAUUUACUGUUUAGCGUAUCUUUGCUUUAGUGUGUUACGUUUAGUUUGAUCGGGAGAUGUGUUCGUCGAUGCCAACGUCAACCGACAACACUACAAGAAUUGGCCUGGCACUACAAGAGGAGUGGGUCAGAAUGCCCAAAAUCGUGAUUGGGCGGUUGAUUAGGAGCAUGCCACGACGAAUUUCUGAAUGUCUGAGGAUUGGUGGAGCAAUUACUCAUUAUUAAGACAAAAAUCAAAAACGUCCAUUUUCACUUUUGAUAGUGUAUCUCUUUGAGAGUGAAAUGGGGCCGUCAAAUAAGCCGCCCAUAUGAACUGUUUAUGUUCAUGUGUAGGCAAUUGGCCUGUUAUUAACAUACACUGCUUACCUGUAAUAAAAACAGCAGUGCAUUUCCACAGUUUUGUAUUGUUUCUGAAUAUCCCCUACUUUUUUUGAAGAGUAUAUUAUAAUUGAAUAUGUGUAUAAAAUUUAUGUAUAUUUAAUAUAUUUAUGCAAUUUGUGAAUAUUAAGUAUGGUUUAAUGGUAGAGAGCGAGACAUUAAGUAAUAUAUUGAUACUAGCGCCUCGUGUUGUUUCAAUAUAUUAGCUCGAGACCAUUAAACAACUUAAAAUACAGACACUAUCCUGCACGUGCUUUUCAAUGAAAUAUGUCACGUGAAUCCAAUAUUUCAUCUAGUACAUGUACAGAUAAUACACGAUUGGCAAGUUGCCCGUACUUUAUUGGAAAUAAUGGUACGCCAACAUCAAAGGACGACGUCACAUCUGUAUUUUAAAUAUACAUGUAAAAUUAUGUAUAUUGAUGUAUAAAACUGGUAUACAUAAAUGUUGUGUACAUUGAAUAUAGUUAUAUAAUUUAUGUAUAUUAAAUACAUAUCUAAAGUUUUUGUAUUAAUACAAAACUCAAAAAUGUAUGUGUACUAACUACAUGUAAAAUUUGUGUAUAUAAAACUCUAUUUAUCAUAUUUUUUGAUGAGAAUAUCCGGUGAGAAAAUAAUCAAAAUGUUAAUAUCUCUACCAUAAAUCUCUAUUGUUAAAUAUUAUUUUUUCUUCAUAUUUAUGUUUUUAUUUUACAACCCUGAAAUACUGAUUUUAAUGUGUAGAACAUACCAAAUACUUCCAUCACUUUUUUUAAAAGUCAUUUGUGAUAAAGUCAUUUUAUAUACACCCCAUGUAUAAUAAUAAAUGUAUAU